Messenger RNA from Striga hermonthica, 759 nucleotides. The record is from the annotation of a GenBank genome assembly. NCBI's taxonomy places the organism in Eukaryota, Viridiplantae, Streptophyta, Magnoliopsida, Lamiales, Orobanchaceae.
AUGGAUGAGUCAGAGUUGACAGUUGGUGAAACGUUUGUAAUGGGUUCUGGUAACAUUUGGAAUAGACGGCCCCGGGUUCAUGGCCCGCGGCAUCACGUUUCGCAACACGGCGGGUCCCGACAAGGGCCAGGCGGUAGCCCUCCGGUCAGCUCGGACCUCUCAGUCUCCUAUGCAUGUGCGUUCGAGGGCUACCAGGACACCCUUUACAUCCAAUCACAACGCCAGUUCUACAAGUCGUGCCUCGUCUACGGCACCAUAGACAUCAUCUUCGGCAAUGCGGCCGCCGUCCUCCAGAACUGCGUCAUCUACGUCCGCCAGCCCCUCCCGGGCCAGGCCAACAUGGUCACCGCUCAGGGGCGGGGUGACCCAUUCCAGAAUACGGGCACAUCCAUCCACCAGUGUCGGGUCGUGGCCGGCCCGGACCUGAAGCCCGGCUCCGGCUCCGGCUCGUUCAGGACGUAUUUGGGUCGGCCGUGGCAACAGUACUCAAGGACUGUGGUCAUGAAGUCUUAUCUCGAUGAGGUGGUGGCGCCUGAGGGAUGGUCCGCUUGGGGUGACUCGGAUUUUGCCCUGACCAGUUUGUAUUAUUGGGAGUACAGGAACUUCGGGCUGGGGGCGGACACGAGGGGUCGGGUUAGCUGGCCCGGUUACCGUGGGAAUAUGAGCGCGGAGGAGGCAACCCGGUGCUCGGUGGCGGGACUUAUUGCGGGCCAGGAGUGGCUGCCGGAGACAGGCGUGCCUUUCACUGCCGGGCUGUGA